AUGGGUUCUAUUCAGGAAUCCCAAUACUCAGACUUCCGCAGUGAAGUGGUGGCUGGCCUUUCUUUCUUCACGCCAAAGCAGAGGAUACCAGUCGGCACGGCGAUUCUCGUUCCUGAGAAUGGCGUCACCAAGGAAUCCAUCACCCCUGCCUUCAGACCGAUCACAAUCCGGGGUAACACGUUCCAGAAUCGGAUCUGGGUUGCCCCGAUGUGCAUGUAUAGCUGCCAAAAUGGCAUGUUUAGUGACUUUCAUGUGGCCCACUAUGGACAGUGGGCCAUGAGAGGGUGUGCUUUGAUCCAUUUGGAAGCGACUGCAGUGACAGCCAGAGGCCGCAACACGCCCCAGGAUGCCGGUAUUUGGUCUGAUGCCCAUAUAGCACCUCUAAAGAGAGUUGUUGACUUUGUCCACUCGCAAUCUCAAAAGGUCGCAAUCCAGCUCCAGCACGCUGGUCGCAAAGGUAGCGUCACUCCACCAUGGCUGGGUCUCCGCCUCGUUCCUGACGAGUUCGAUGGGUACGCCAACCAAGUUCAGGGCCCUACCGCCGAGCCCUGGAAUGAGAACUAUGCAACCCCUGGAGAGAUGUCGGAAGAUGAGAUUCUUGAGACCAUCGAAGCUUUCGGCCAGGCAGCUCGCAGGGCUGUUGAGGCUGGUGUUGAUGUGAUUGCUGUUCAUGGUGCUCAUGGAUAUUUGUUGCAUUCGUUCGCAUCGCCUGCGACCAAUAAACGAACAGACCGCUGGGGUGGAAGCUUUGAGAACCGCAUCCAAUUCGGUGUGGAGAUUAUUCGUGCUAUACGACGAAAUAUUCCAGAGACAAUGCCCGUCUUUUGGAAGAUCUCCGCUGUAGACUGGCUGCCCAAGGGAGAAGGGUGGGAGUUGGAGGAUACUCUACGAUACAUCCCCAUUCUCGCUGCUGAGGGUGUUGAUCUUUUUGAUGUCUCAAGUGGAGGUACCGACCGGAGGCAGCAGGUUCAGCUUGGCCAGCAAUAUCAGGUCCCAUUCGCAAAGGCUGUCAAGGAUCUUAAGUUGCCGAACGUAUUUGUGGCUGCUGUUGGCUGGAUUCGAGAUGCCGCCACUGUUCAUGAUAUCUUGAGCAAUGGAAAAGCCGAUGUUGUGCACGUCGCACGAGAAUUUCUACGAGACCCCAACUUUGUCCAACGAGUCGCGCUCUCUACAGGCACGGAAGUUACUUGGAUUGACCAAUACCACCGCGCUCCUAUAUUGCCUCUAAUUCAUUGA
Messenger RNA from Trichoderma virens Gv29-8, 1236 nucleotides. RefSeq lists its product as uncharacterized. The record is from RefSeq and is a predicted model, not a curated record. The transcript is spliced from 5 exons. NCBI's taxonomy places the organism in Eukaryota, Fungi, Ascomycota, Sordariomycetes, Hypocreales, Hypocreaceae. Gene Ontology annotation, cellular component: intracellular anatomical structure. Bases 1 to 1236 code for a protein of 411 amino acids. Gene Ontology annotation, molecular function: NADP binding; FMN binding; NADPH dehydrogenase activity.